UGUUUUCCGGCGCGCUGUCCUCCCUCUAUUCUUCGGCUCCGGUGGUCGACCCUGUUCUCCUCCGGGCAGUCACCAACCUGACCAUCGAUGGCCGGGACGAGAUCUCCUUCAUCUCCGAUCGUCUGGACAUGGCCGAGAGCCUGCGUGAUAACCCCACCAAGUCCGUCGACUUCGUCAAGGUGAUCAUCCAACGCAUCAACGACCUGUUUAUGAACGAUUCCCCCAGCAUGGACUACAUCUCCCUCGAGCAUGUUGUCUCGCUGCUGGAUCUGUGUGUCAAGAAUUCCGGCCAGGCUUUCCACCAGGCCUUCCACGAUAACCGGACCCUGCUCGAUCGUCUGGUUGUGCUUCUCCACGCUCGCAACGCGCCCCCUUCACUGAAGAACAUGCUGGCCACCACAUUCGGCGAGUGGGCAUACCAAAACCCCCCGGCGCCCAACCAGCCCAAUGACACGCUGAGCUUCCUGCGUAAUGAGGCCCACUCGCUCAAGGCCCAGGGCGUGCCGAUUGUCUUCCCGAGCAUCCGGAGCAGUAGCUCCGGCAGCGGGUCCAGCAGCGGCAGCGGCAGCAGCAGCAGCAGUUCCACCAAGCGGCGCUCCUCCCGGUCCAAGCGUUCAGGCUCCUCCAAGUCCGGGUCCUCCUCGUCCUCGUCCUCGCGCCCGACCGACGGCAUCGACCCGGUGGCCCAGUCCGAAGAGGAGCAAAUUGCCCUGGCCAUUCGUCUGUCCCUCGAAGAGAGCGGCCAUCAGAACCUGCCGGAGCAGGCCCCCGUGCCACACCUGGUCGCCGCCCACCAUUCGCAGGCAUCGGCGUUUGCCCCCGGGCAGCUGGUCAUGGCUGUCCUCCCCCUGCGCGGGGAGUUGACCUUUGCGGUGGGCGACAUCUUGCGCAUCAGCGAAACCGCCAGCGCGGCCCACUGGCUCAAGGGUCAUGUGGUGUUGGAUGCGCAGUUCCGGCCGCCAGCGCACGAAGCCACCGGCACCUUCAUGGCUCAGUAUGUGCGCCCACUUGGGCCGGAGGAGACCGCCCAGGCUGAAGCGGUCCUGCUGGCGGCCGGUUCUGGCGGCGGCCCGGGCGGCUCGUUUGCCGAAGGGCGCGACGUUGUCUUCCCCACCAUGGACUUUGUGCAGCUGCUGACCCGGGCACAGGCGCGCUUCGCCUCGACCGAGCCGCCCAUUCGCGACCUCCAGGCUCGUCUGGCCUCCCUGCAACUGGAGAAUGGCGUGGCCCCGGAGCAGCUCAACGAAAUCAAUACCAUGGAGUCCCGGGCGAAGUCCGUGCGGCCGGAAAUUGUCGCCGGACUGGUGGACAUCACGGAUGCCCGGUCCAAGCUUGGCCGGCUGCGGGAGGAAUUCCUCGAGGCGGUGUCCCUCUAUGAAGGCCUGCUGGAGCAGGCAGUGUCCCAUGCGGCGGCGGCGGCCGGGCCGGUUGGCGGCCCUGGGCCCGGGGCCACCAUGCACCAGGCCUUCUCCCAUCCGGGGGCCGGUCCGUCAUCCUACCCCCCGCCCUCGCCGUCGGCGGUCUUCCCGAAUCCCAACCUGGCGGGCGGGUCCUUCGGUGGGGCGCCGGGGCAAGCUGCUCACCAUAUGCAUGGCCCGGCUCCCGGCCACGGCAGCGGCCAGCACCCCCACCACUACGGUCAGCAGGGGCCGCCAAAUCGGUCGGGCCAUGGCGCCGCCGAGGCGCAUGGUGUUGGCUCGCGGCCGAGUCCGUCAGUCUCGUAUCAGCAGCAGCCGCCGCCGCCGCCGCAUCAGCAGCCGCCGCCGCACCCGCAGCCGCAUCACCCCCACCAUCAUCAGCAACAUCACCAUCAUCAACACCACCAGCCGCAGGCGCAGCCCCAUCAGCCAGAGCAGCAGCGCCCGCCGGCCUCCUACGCUGGUCAGCCGCCGCACCAUCAUUCUCCCCAGCCGACACCGCCGGGCCAGUAUCCGCGGGCAUCAGGCCAGCAGCCGCAUCAGGCCUCUCCCCCUCAGCACCCGCAGCAUCAGCUCCCUCAGCAGGGCGAGCCCGUGCCCCCGCCCCAUCUUGCCCCCUCGUCUCCCUAUCUUACGGCUUCCCACUAUUCGGCUGAGCAGGUGCAGCCGUCGCAUCCCCACCAGCCGUCGCAUCCCCACCAGCCGUCGCAUCCCCACCAGCCUCAGCAGCCUCAGCACCAUUAUCAGCCCCAGCAGCCUCAGCAGCCCCAGCAACAUUAUCAGUCUCACCAGCCUCACCAGCCUCACCAGCCUCAUCAGGCUCACCAGCCCCACCAGCCGCACCAGCCCCACCAGCAGACGGCUUCGGCUCCAGCUCCCCCGGUGGUCGAGCAGCAGCCAUCCCUGCUUGACGUCUCGGGCCAAGGCACAGCUUCCGGCCCCGCCUCUCAGCAGCCACCUCAGCCGCAGAUUAGCUCUCUUGACGCCUUGUUCAAGGACAUGUCCCUGCUGACGCCGGCCAUGCCGGUCACCGCGGCGGCCUCGCCCUCCCCCCCGCCAUCGUCCUCGGUGGGCAAUGCGGCCCCCGGGCCAGGCCAGCCCGGCAGCCCGCCCCACCCGAGCUACCACCCCGCGGCUGAUCUCGGCUCGGGCCUCGGUUUGGAGCCCGCCUCGCCGAAGGCCGCUGCCCGCGUCGGUGCCUCGGUGUUCGAUGGUCGGCCGAGCCAGUACCCGCACCUGGCAACUGGCCCCCACCCAUCGCACCAUCACCCCCCGGGCAUGAUGAUGUCGUCCCCCCCGCCGCAGAGCCACGCAUCCAACAUCCAGCCCCCCCCCGGGGCCGGUCCGCAUGGCUUCCCCCAGGCGUCGCAGCACCCCCCCGGCGCGCCGGAGCAACCGCAGCCGCAGCCGCAGCCGCAGCCGCAGCCGCAGCAGUACCCCGGCACCGGCCCAUAUCCUCCUCACCACUCCGGCCAUCCUCACCAGCCGCACCAGCAGCCACUACCGCCGUCGCAGCAGCAGCAGCAGCAGCAGCAGCAACACUAUUACAACGGCGGAUCGCCCUCCAGCUAUGCGGCCAUGCCGGCGAUGCCUGCUGCCGCCCCGGUGUCGGCCCCGGCGCCAGCCCCGCCGAAGCCGGCCGAAAUCCGUGCCCUGCUUGCCAGCAGCCUGCAGCCGCUGGGCGCGCAGUGCCCACACCGGCCGGGGUCCGAGGCGUCGGACGCCGCCGCGUCUCCGUGCGGCCGGUGCGUGUCACCGCCGGCCGGGGAUCGGCCCUCGGCGCGCGACCUGGCCCUCGAGGUCCGCACCCGGCGCCUGCUGUUCAUCCUCUCGGAGUUGACCCUGCACGAGGGCAAUGCCACCGAUGCGGAGCUGCUCUCAUGCCGGGAGUUUCGCCGGCGCCUGGCGGCGGCGGCCGGCGUCGACGCGACCACCGGCCUGCGCGCGGCCGCCCUCCCGCCCAGCCGCCCGGCGGACCACCUGUUCUUCAUGCAGCUAGGCCAUGCCGGUAUGCCCGCAGCCAAGGACUCCAUCAUCCAGCUGGCCAACUACCUCCGCGGGCUCCUGGUCCUGGGCCUGCCUCUGGACCCCGAGGGCCCGCCGGCGCAGGACGCCGACGGGGUGGAGCUCCUCCUCCGGAACCCCUCCAGCCCGCUCGCGGUGCACACCCGGCGCUGGACCGUCGAUGUGGUCCAGCUCCUGACGCGCACCGCCUCGGAGCAGCUCUUCUUCGUGGCCCGGCGCUCGCUGGCCGAGUGGGGGGCUCGUGGGCCCCUGGCCGCCGGCGCCGCCGGCCGGGCCUCGCUCGCUCCGCCCGCCGGCAUCGACCCGUCGCCCCCCUGCGGCCGGUAUCCCCGCCUUGACCCGGAUGCCGAGCGUGCGCGCGUCCACGCCAUCGUCGACCAGGGCCUUCGCUUUGGGCACCUGAAUUCGGUGAGCCUCGGGCCGCAGCUGGUCACCGAGCACCGGGCCGCCCUGUCGCAGAGCCCGGGCCCGGUAUGCUCCGGGGCGGUGUGGCAAUUGGCCGCGGGCCGGCCGGUGGCCCCCCCGGGCUCCCCCUCGCCCGGGCACUUUCCCCUGUGCGUGGGAUGGCUGCGCGCCUGGGCGGCGCUGGGGGCCAGAUUGGCCGGGCUGGCGCGCGGGGCCCCCUCCCCCGGGGGGCUGGUGACCGAGGCCCGGCGCCUGGCCCAGGACCAGGGCGACCUGGCAUCCGUGGCCCGGCAGGACAUCUGGCGCUCGCUGCAGCCCGGGGCCUUCGGCGUGCGGGCCGGCUCCCAGGCGGCCAUUUUGGCCCGGCUGGCGGCCCUCCUGCAGGUGGCGCAGCAGGUGGAGUGCCUGCUGCUGCCGGACUCGGUCCUUCGGCAGGGGUUCUCCCUGGCUGGGAGUGGCUCCGGAGCCGGGGCCACCGGGGCCGGUGGCAGUGCCGGCGCCGGCGGUGGCACCGGGGCCGGCCUUGUGUCUCUGGUCCUCGGCGGCGGGCGGCUCUUUGGCCAGCGGGCCGGGCACCCUCCCCCCGGGGCCGGGUCGGCUCCCGGAGCCCCGGUGCCCCCGCUGAGUCCCAUGCUGGUGGGAGCCAUCCAGGCGGCGGCCAGUGCCGCGUACGAUGCGGCCCCGUCAACUGGGCGCCGGCUGGCCGAUGCAUCGGUCGACGCGGCCCUUCGUGGCCUGUCGCUGGGCCUGGCGCGCUGGUUGCUCCUCGGUGGGGCUGGCCCCGGACCGGGCGCGCCCCAGGCCGGCAUGGCCGGGCCCUGGGCCCGGGACACCGAUGCCCCGGGCGAUGAGGGCCCCCGGUCGCCGGCGGCCGAAGGCGCCCCGGCGGCCACCGGCGGCCCGGCCCUCAGCCAAGUCCUGGCGGCGCUGGCGACCACCGGCAUGCCGCUGCCGCCCUGGGUGUCGGCCGCCCUGGCCAAGACCCUGACCAACCCGGAGGAGACCUACUCGCCGAUGGUGGCGGUGCCAAGCGGCCAGGCGGGCAUCCCGGACGUGGCGUCCGGCGUGCUUGCGGCGCUGGACUUCGCCCGGCGGCCCACCCUCUCCAGCAGCCGCGAGGUGGAGCAGUGGCGCUUUGAGGCGCGGCUGACGGCCGCCCACUGCUGGACGCUCUUUGGCUUCACAACCAUUGCCCAGCACUACCUGGGCGCCAAGCAACGUGGGCCGACCGGCGUCGCCCCGGCUGAGGUGCCGGACUCGGACAUCCGCCUGCGUGUGUCCCGGUGGCAGGAGCUGCUGACCGAGAGCCAGCUCGAGCGUCUGGCGGCCGAGCUGGCAGCCGACCGGCCGACGGCCGGCCCGGAUGCCCAGCAUGUCGAUGCCUUCCAGCUGCAAGUACAUGCACGCGGCCUGCUCAGCCGCUUCCCCCUGAGGCAUUGGCCGGUGGCCCCGGCUGGCAUGCCGCAGGGUGCCAUUGCCCCGCCCCCCCGGGCCGGGGUCUUCCCCGCGCCCGUGGAUGAUCGGCCCUUGGCGGUCAUUUUGCAAACGGCCGCCGGACCCCUGGACCCGGUGGUCCGGGCACAGCUCCUGGCCCGGGUGGAGAACAACCCCGCACGGCAUGCGGGCCUGCUACGCCGGUGGGCGGCCCUAUGGCUGGCCCCCGGGGGCGGCCAGUGUGCCGGGUCGCUGGAGCUCCUGUCGAUGCUGCUAUUGACCGAGGCCAGCCCGGGGGCCGGGGCCGGGGCCACCAACCCGCUGCAGGCGGGCAUCCCGCCGGGCGGGACGCGCGUCGGCCCGGUGGCGGCGCCGGACCAGUCGGACGCCCUGCAGGCGGCCAUGUGCCAGCUGGCCAGCGUGGCCCUGCAGCUGGACUACCUGGAGGAGGUGUCCACGGCCGGGGACUGUGGCGGCGCGGCGGCCGCCGGGACCGGGGUGUGUGGCGACUGUGCCGGGCCGGCGGGCACCCGGUCGGGGCUCCUUCCCCCGACUCCGGCCAGCUGGCUGCCAACAACUGGCCGCGCGGUUGCCGAGCACCUGGCCGCGCGGAGGCCGGACCCCUCGCCGGCUGGGGCCUUCCUGGCGCGGACCUUCGCCCAGUCGGCCCUCUUUGAUGAGGAGGACGACCUGUCGGAGGAGGACGCAUGGCCCGGCCCGCCGGCGGUGGCCGCCACCGCCACCGCCACCGCCGCCGACACGCCGGCCGCCCAGGAGGUCCUCUUUCAAAUGCACCGGCGCGUGGGCGAGGACCUGGCCGCCGGCUCGGCCCCGGUGGGCACGCUCUUUGUGGACCAGGCGCGUAGUGCGCGCGCCUGCCGGCGCUCCGGCUCGGCCAGCCUAUUCCAGCAGUCGCAGCUGGACCAGGUGCGCAUCUGGCUGCGCCACGCCCUGGCGCUGGUCGGCCUGGCCGAGGCGUGCAUCGGCCGGGCCGAGCACCGGCCCCAGGCCGGAGCCCCCCGCGGGCCGGCCCUCUGGCACACCCUCGCCGCGGCUCGGGCGGUGACCGACCGCCUGGCGGCCGCACUCGGGGCCAUGGCCGCCCCUCGCCAUGGGGCCACUCUGGGCUCUUCGGUGGCCGGCGGGGCCGGGCUGUCCCGCGUGCAGGAGGAAUGCCGCGUGCAGCUGCUCCUUUGCCAGGUGCGCCUGGCCGCGGGGAAUUUGGCCGGGCUUGCCACGCGCGCCGGGCAGCUGGCCCAGCCUGUGCCUUGCGCCCGGCGGCCGGCGGCUGGCCCGAGUGUGUCGCCCGGCGGCCGGCCGACCUGGAUGCGGGGCAUCCGCCCGGCCAUGGCGGCCGGCCGGCGGCCUGGCCCCCCGACGGCCCCCCCAUCAAAUGCCCCGCCAACGCUGGGGGCUUCCUCGGCCGAGGCACUGCUCCAGGCAGCCGACAGCCUGCUGAAGUCCGCGGUCCAGGCCGAGGACAAGCGCCUGUUGGAAAGUGCGCUGGUGGUCCGGGCAGCUGUCCUGGACCUGGGGCAGAAUUACACCGACGUGCCGUUGACACCGAUUGCCAGCAGCAGUGGCCGCCAGUCUCAGUCCACCCGACAGUCGUUCCUCAGCCUGCAGGGGUAG
Molecule: messenger RNA, 6914 nt
Organism: Fonticula alba
Lineage: Eukaryota; Rotosphaerida; Fonticulaceae
Exons: 14
Coding region: 129-6914 (2261 amino acids)
Molecular function (GO): phosphatidylinositol binding; ubiquitin binding
Source: RefSeq, a predicted model, not a curated record